AUGUCGACGCCCCACUACCCACAAUCGAACGGUCACGCAGAGGCUGCUGUGAAGUCUGUCAAGCACCUCAUCCAGAAGGUGGCCCCUACUGGAAACCUGGAUUGUGAGGCGUUCGACAAGGGCCUCCUCGAGCUUCGCAACACCCCAAACCACACCGGUCGCUCCCCAUCCCAGAUACUCUACGGUCACCCUCUUCGCUCUUGUGUCCCGGCUCACGCCAAGGCUUUCCAAAAGCAGUGGCAGGCCAGAGCAGAGAGCUGUGAUCGUCGGGCUGCUGUUCGCCUACAUGAUGAUACGGCUCGGUACAACGCACACGCCUGGCCUCUCCCACCGCUUGAGCUCAAUGCCGUAGUCCGUUUCCAAGACCCAACGAGGAAGCGCUGGGAUAAGGUCGGCACCGUCAUGGGCAUUGGCAAGUCCCUUGACUACCUCGUCAAGAUGCCGAGCGGUCGUACCUAGUGGAGGAACCACCGCUUCCUUCGCCAGUCCAUGUUCCCGCCCGAGGACCGGCUGCCCACGGAGGCCAAUCCACCUGAAGCAGAGUCGCCCCAAUCCGCUCUGACCCGUCGCUCAGCAGGCAUCAAGGACAGGAGACACGCUCAAGACACUGUGUGCUGUGAGCGUGCAAAGGGGAGGGAGAUGUAGGAUAGUAUUUUAUGUGUUCUUUGUAAGAGGUAGCGAUGCGAAUUCAGUUAUUCAAUAAAGCCGAGUUGGCACCUCAG
Molecule: messenger RNA, 722 nt
Organism: Portunus trituberculatus (swimming crab)
Lineage: Eukaryota; Metazoa; Arthropoda; Malacostraca; Decapoda; Portunidae
Exons: 1
Coding region: 1-459 (152 amino acids)
Molecular function (GO): nucleic acid binding
Source: RefSeq, a predicted model, not a curated record